AUGUUCUCAGAAAGCAAGGUCAAAAAGGAGGAUUAUAAGAGGGUCAAGGGAAAAGUGAAUCCAUCCGACUUGGCUUCGGUUUCUCCUUUGGUAUUAGGAGGUGCAAUAUUGAACCAACAAUAUACCGAUGAGCCAGAAUCCAUUCCACUGGAAGACAUAAUCAGAUACGCAUUUUCGCACGGUAUAAACGCAAUUGACACCUCUCCCUAUUACGGGCCUAGUGAGGUUCUUUACGGUAGGGCAUUGGCCAAUUUAAAGGACGAAUUCCCUAGAGACACUUAUUUAAUAUGCACAAAGGUCGGGCGUAUUGGUGCGGAAGAAUUCAAUUAUUCUAGAGAUUUCGUGAGAUUUAGUGUUCACAGAUCGUGCAAAAGAUUAGGGACCACAUAUCUCGAUUUGGUGUACUUGCACGAUGUGGAGUUUGUCCCAUUCCCAGACAUUUUAGAGGCACUAAAGGAAUUGAGGAUCUUGAAGAGCGAGGGGAUUAUCAAAAAUCUCGGCAUAUCAGGCUACCCAAUCGACUUCAUAACUUGGCUUGCUGAACACUGCUCUACCAAGGAAGAUGACAUUGGCUCAUUGGACGCAGUCUUGUCGUAUUGUAACUUGAAUUUACAAAAUAAUAAGCUACUGAACUUUCGAGAAAGACUGCUGCGCAAUGCCAAGCUGAAAAUGGUUUGCAAUGCAUCCAUCUUGAGCAUGUCGCUACUAAGGUCACAAGAGACAAGGCAGUUUCACCCAUGUUCUCAUGAAUUGAGAGAAUGCGCAUCCAGGGCUGCCAAGUAUUGUCAGGACGAAAAUACCGAUUUGGCCGAUUUAGCCACGAGAUACGCGAUUUCAGAAUGGAUGGGGAAGGGCCCUGUUGUUCUUGGAGUCAGUAGCAUGGAAGAAUUGAAACUUGCUCUGGAUAAUUACGAAAUUGUGAAAUCAAACGACAACAAACUGUCUUCUAAGGACAGAGAACUAGUAAAUUUUAUCCAGAAAAAUAUUUUCAAGGAACAUUUUAAUGAAAAAUGGUCUUCAGGUAUUCCUCAUCCAGAAAUGAUUGAAUCGCCCCAAAAAAAAAGUGACAAAUUUUAA
Molecule: messenger RNA, 1077 nt
Organism: Saccharomyces paradoxus
Lineage: Eukaryota; Fungi; Ascomycota; Saccharomycetes; Saccharomycetales; Saccharomycetaceae
Gene: ARA2
Product: D-arabinose 1-dehydrogenase (NAD(P)(+)) ARA2
Exons: 1
Coding region: 1-1077 (358 amino acids)
Biological process (GO): dehydro-D-arabinono-1,4-lactone biosynthetic process
Cellular component (GO): cytosol
Molecular function (GO): D-arabinose 1-dehydrogenase [NAD(P)+] activity
Source: RefSeq, a predicted model, not a curated record